Messenger RNA from Dermacentor albipictus, 1281 nucleotides. RefSeq names its product akirin-2-like. Gene Ontology annotation, biological process: positive regulation of innate immune response; positive regulation of transcription by RNA polymerase II. The record is from RefSeq and is a predicted model, not a curated record. Gene Ontology annotation, cellular component: nucleus; chromatin. Lineage: Eukaryota; Metazoa; Arthropoda; Arachnida; Ixodida; Ixodidae. Gene Ontology annotation, molecular function: transcription coregulator activity.
GACGCCGCGUGCAGAUACGACAAAGACGACGGGCAAGCUCUGCACGCUGCACGUCGAAGUCGUUCGCAGGCCUUGCGCCGCUUCUCCAGUUGUCCCGCAAGCUGCCUCUUCAGACCGCCGCCACGGGAGGGACUCACUUGCACUUAGGCAUGUCGCAGCAAGAAAUGGCUUCUUGGGCACCCAAGCGAACCCUGUACUGGGAUCCCCCGGGCCAGGCGGACGAAAUACCAGCGAAGAGGAUGUGCCUGACACAUCGCCAGGCACCAGCACCUGCCCCGAGAAUGGACAUUUCGGACGACAUACCGGCGAAACGACGACGUGUCGAUUACCUGGGUGCUCCAUCAACUGCUUCAACAAUGGCUGAUGAGAUCUAUCCUUCGCCGUGCGGCGACAUGCCAGCACAGCUGCUUUCAGGCGAGGCAUCAGGUCAGGCCCCUGAAGGAUUGUGGCAGCUGCAGCAAAGCCAGCAGAGUAGCUACCCGGAGCCUCAAGACAACUGCAGCCCACCGGAAGGUUGCCCACGUGCCGGCACCUCGUCCGAGGGCGCCGGCGCUGGCGACGUCAAGCCUCCGGUGCGUCCAGACCAGCCCAUGUUCACCUACCGCCAAGUGGCGAACAUUUGCGAGAACAUCUGGAGGGAUCGCGAAAACUUGGUACGUCAGGAGUACGACCGCAUUCUGUCUACCUUGCUGGCCGAACAGCACGAUGCAUUUGUUAAAUUCACUCUCGAGCAAAUCGAGAAAAAACUUCAGGGGUGCGAGCCCAGCUACAUGUCGUAACCUGGCCACGGGUGCCAUAUUUGAAGAGGACUCGGACGGGAAUAUGCAUCAGUUGUGCGCUCGAUGGAAACACUAAAGGAAACACUAAAGCAGCACUGUCUGUAUUGGGCUGCAAAUAACAACAGCAGAGAUCGACAAGAGAGUUGAACGACUGCAUGCUACAGUCAUGUUUCCCGUCAGUGGUUUUCCAGCCUCCUUCCUUACUUUACUUUUUUUCUAAACAAGAGUUCCUUCGCCAGUUCCUUUUCCUUCUUCCUCCGCUCACAAAGAACAUGUUCGGCUCUCCGAUGUAAAACGCAAGAAACAUCGAGCUCCUCGAUCGAAAGGUGUCGAUUGUUUGAACGAACUUCUUUUCUGGAGUGGCCAAGUGUCGGAACAGUGUUUUUUUUUUCUUUUGGUGUAUGAACCUGUUCUAAGUCAAAGCAUGAAAAUGUAGAGCUGUGUGCAUUGUAACUUCUUUUUUUUUGCUGUGGCAGGAAUGAAUAAACAUUCUUUUGUGUGA